Fusarium sp. VM40 is the source of this 1827-nucleotide messenger RNA. Lineage: Eukaryota; Fungi; Ascomycota; Sordariomycetes; Hypocreales; Nectriaceae. The record is from the annotation of a GenBank genome assembly.
AUGGCUAAAACUAACGGUUUCAUUGGUUUCUUCUCUUCUGAUUAUAAUACCUUUAUUUCUCUCGUCUUCACAACGCCACUCGCAACAACUCUACUAUGUCUCUCUCUAAACGAAACACUCUUCUCUGGCGGGUUUCUCAAAUUCGUCGAUGAGAACCGCCCAUCGGUCCAAUUCGCUGUUCAAAUCAUUGCCAACUUCAUGUCUUCUCUCCAGGUCAUUACCAUCUGUAGAGUCAUCAACCUCGGGGUUCGGAGACGGCUCAAAACGAAAAGUAUGAGCAUGAACCAGAUGCGCGCAUGGAUGGAUGCUAUGAUACCAAGAGUCAACUGGGACUUGCCGAUAGGAUACAUCUUUCUGUUGGGUCUUUUUGUAUCUGUGUCUAUGGUGCUGAGCGCUAUAUGGGCUGCUGCUAUGACGCCCGUUGAGAAGUCGGAGCUCAUCAAAGGCACUGUUCAGGUUCCAGCCUGGGAUAACGUCACUUUCGUCAGAGAAUAUCCUUCAGAAGUUAAAUCAGAGGGUCCCGGGAAACACACUGCCCUGGGUAAGUUUACGUAUUCUGUGGGCAUCCAGAUGCUGGGAAGUCUUCUCGCUGGUGCAGCUUCGGCAUCGCCUAUCCACAACUCGACACGCAACCACGAGAAGCUGGACAGAACUGGCUACAGCUACGUCGGGCGAUCAUACGGGGUUGGUUCCUCUCCCGGACUCGGUGAAGUUCACUACAAAACUGGACGUAGCGUGCUGGGAUGGAAAUACCAAGAGUUGGGAUAUCACGCCAAAGUCAAUUGCAUCUACAACAAGACAGCCGACUUCAGACUCCAAACCGAGGGGGACAUUCGCUGGGCUGCGCGUGGGGAACUUCCAGACAGUGACGACGGAUACGAAUAUUCAAACUAUAUCGGCUUUGGAGACGGUAACGCUGUCGUGGCGAUGGGAGUUGCGCACUUCAAGGACAAAGAUGUGGAUGUCGCCCCUGUGAGGAAGUACAUCGGCUUCGCAGCUGGAGAAUUCUAUAAGUUUCUGCACAAGGCGCAGUGCGAAGUGAACUUUGAACCAACACGAUUUAAUAUCACGGUUAGCAGUCGGGGCAAGAACAUCACCGUCGUGCCAACGAAUGAUACCGACGUUCCUGAUAUCGAUCCAUCUCGUUGGCUAAAGGGUACUCUGCUCCGGCAGUUUGAGCUGAUCGCUAACGAUGAGACAAAUCUGUACGUGUCAACUGUUGGCACGGCUUUCAACACUUCUAUCGCCGACCAUCGUCUUCGUCUCGAGAUGAACAACACUCUAAGUUCCAGGUCGAGCAAGAACGUCACCCUCGAAGGCAUCGAGAACGCAAUUACUGCCAUGGUGGACGACAUGCUGGUCGCAUAUUCCUCAGCGCAAAUCAUGGUCGGUGAUUUCAAAGAUGAAGCUCAAGGCUUCGUCCGCGUCACAGCCAUCAGGAUUGGCGAGAAGAAAUUCGCCUUCGCUGCUUUCGCGCUCAACAUGGUCGUCGUCGCUCUCUUCAUCCUCGAAGCCAUCCGCACUAGAGGGUGGAAGGGCAUGACGGAGUUUGACCCCUCGGACAUCCGCCACGUUAUGAUUGCAGCGUCUGAAGGCGGUGCAAGUCUUGCGCACGUAGGCUUUUCCAAUAGUGAUAAGCUAGGCAAGAUAAAGUUGAGGGUGGGAGAGACGAGCAGUGGGAGAUAUACGCUUGCGGUGGACGGCGAGGUAUCUCCUACUGUGGUGUAUGAGAACAUUAGGACGGGGGGCGAUGCGAAUAGUGAGAGAUAUAAGGGCUCUAAUGUCGAGCUUAUCACGAGUAAUAGGUCAAGGGAUAGUAUGAUAUGA